Papaver somniferum (opium poppy) is the source of this 510-nucleotide messenger RNA. Its product is annotated as keratinocyte proline-rich protein-like. The transcript has a single exon. NCBI's taxonomy places the organism in Eukaryota, Viridiplantae, Streptophyta, Magnoliopsida, Ranunculales, Papaveraceae. The record is from RefSeq and is a predicted model, not a curated record. The coding region runs from base 1 to 510 and encodes 169 amino acids.
AUGAAUAAGCUAGCAGUAUUUAUCUCCCUGCUUUUGGUGGUCCAUGAAGUCCAUGUUUUCUCCAUGGCUGCUUCUGUAGCGCGUAAAGGUCCAGAAACUGCACCUGCAUUUAAGCCUUCCCCGGCUCCGUCACCUGCACCCAAGCCUUCACCAAAGCCCUCCCCUGCACCUAAGCCUUCACCCAAGCCCUCCCCUUCACCCAAGCCUUCACCCAAGCCCUCCCCUUCUCCCAAGCCUGCACCUGCGCCAAGGCCUUGUCCCUCUCCUACACCUUCGCCUGCUCCUGCCACUUGCAGAUAUAUUAGAGCCUUUUAUCCCUGUCUCGGGUUGUUGAUCCGUCCAACUCGUUGGGGAGUUCGUCUAUGUUGCCUCGCGAUAAGAACACAGCCACAAUGCAUUUGCCCGUUUAUGACGAGCCCUGCAAUUAAAAUGCAUACAACUCCUGCUACUGGAAAGAUUUUAGGACGUGUUUGUCGUUAUGACUUUCCAGACUGCUUCGGCCAACAGUAA